This is a messenger RNA of Tigriopus californicus, 15288 nucleotides long. RefSeq names its product low-density lipoprotein receptor-related protein 2-like (gene mgl). Gene Ontology annotation, molecular function: calcium ion binding; protein binding. Lineage: Eukaryota; Metazoa; Arthropoda; Copepoda; Harpacticoida; Harpacticidae. The transcript is spliced from 19 exons. The record is from RefSeq and is a predicted model, not a curated record.
AGUGGAGGUGAUCCAAGGAAAGAGAGUCCUCCUGGAAGAAAACCAACUUCACUGGAGCAGUACCUUCGCACGACUUCUCCACGUCCAGAACACCCGAACAGAAGAAUAUCAGAACACUAGAAAACAAGAGGGCGAGAACAUUGGAACUCAGUCAAAUCGAACUUCCAAACCAAACAGAGCAGACAAGCAAGAAAGAAACUAAAUGCAUACAUAGUGGGGGACAGACGAAAUCACGGGAUUGAUCAUCAACCAGUGAUCCACACCGCGGUGCUAUCUGCUAGCUAUCACGGGGUACUUCAUUUGAAACGAGUGCAGUGAAUCAGCCUCAUCUGCCAUCUCCUUGGAGAUCGAUUCAAGUUGAAUCCGUGCCAUUUGUGUGUCAACGAGGCGGAUCCCAAUCCCGGCUAGUGAAAGGCUCCUCCUCCUCCUGGGGGAUUGUCAUUGGGGUCGGUCGGUCGUUCAAUCAUGCUCAACCACUACGAAUCGUCGUCCUGAGAUUCGCCGUGGCCUCCGUGAUGGCCAUCAUGGGCAUCUCCUGGAGUCUGGGACAAUGGCUCCGCGGCCCCCCGAUCAUGGGGAUCUUAGCCUUGCUCCUGUGGACAGGCCACGCUCAGGCCCAACUAGUGGGUGCAUUCAGCGAAACGAUAUGCGUGACGAGUGCGGGUGCCGCACCCGGCAAGCCGUGCAUAUUUCCAUUUGAGUUCAAUGGGGCUAUUCACUACAAAUGCACCUGGGACCAGUCCCAACUCACCGACAACAAACCCUGGUGCUCAACAUUAGUCGACAGUACUGGCCAUCAUGUGGGUGGCCAAUCCAAGUGGGGCAAUUGCGGAUCCGGCUGUCCCAUUGCUCCCAGGGCUGGGGAAAAAGAAGAGGCCCCUGUCGCGGAUUCCAUCCCAUCAGAAGGCUCGUCUGGUCGAGAACGUUGCACUAGCGAGCAAUUCGAAUGCGGCGAAGCCGGCAAAUGCAUUCCGAAGCGAUGGGUUUGCGACUAUCAUUGGGACUGUGAUGGCGGCGAGGACGAAUACGACUGUCCUCCACCCGAGUGUGAUUCCGGGGAAUUCUCCUGCUCCAACUACAAAUUCAAUCAGACCAGUUGCAUUCAGCAACACUUUCAAUGUGACAAGGAGCAGGAUUGUCACGAUGGGUCCGACGAGCAGAGUUGCAAUUAUCGCACCUGUCAGCCGGAUGAUCACAAAUGCGGCAAUGGACUGUGUAUCCCACCCGAUAUGAAAUGCAAUGGCUAUUUUGAUUGUCGAGAUAAAUCCGAUGAAGCCGGAUGUCCCGGGAUUUCGUGCGAACUCCACGAGUUCAAAUGCAAAAGUGGCGAGAAAUGCAUCGCCAAUUAUCGCAAAUGCAGUCAUCGACAAGAAUGUGACGACGGAUCCGAUGAAGAGGAUUGCAAUUUUCCCCCUUGUCAUAGCGAACAAUUCCGUUGUGAGAAUCACUUAUGCAUCCCGGCUCGUUGGCGAUGCGACGGCUACAAGGACUGCACGGAUGGUACGGACGAACGCAAUUGUACGGCUAUCACGUGUCCGGAUAACAAGUUGAUGUGUCCCUCAUCGGGCUCGGAUGGCUCCACCACGGGCACGCCCAAGUGUAUUGACAAGAGCAAGAUGUGCGAUGGACACCAGGAUUGCGCCGAUGGAGCCGACGAACGAGAUGCUUGUUCUACGAGUUUGUGCAAUUCCUUGGAUUGCGAGUUCGAAUGCAAGAGCUCCUUGGCCGGAGGUCUGUGCGUGUGUGGACCCGGAAAGAAAGUGGCCGAAGACAAACGAACGUGUGUGGACAAAAACGAGUGCGAAGAAUGGGGCUUCUGUGACCAAAAGUGCAAAAACACAGAUGGAGGCCACGAGUGCUCGUGUGUGAGCGGUUACGAACGAGACGGCGACACUUGUGCGGCCAAAUCGAGUAUGCCCAAGAUGGUGCUCUAUUUCGCUCACCACGACCAGAUCCAUCAUAUUGAUGCUCUCAGCAAAGCCGGGUUGACCAACUUUCGGAACACCACGGCGGCCAGUGGAUUGGAUUACCAUUUGGCCCUGAAUCGCCUCUUCUACACAGACACCGAGUCCAGGAAAGUGUACAAAGUGCCCUUGAAAGACGAGGAUCCAAGGAAGACUCCCCUGGAUUACAGUUUGCCCGGAGUAUGGUCCCCCGUGUCCGUGGCGGUGGAUUGGAUCGGGAAUAACAUCUAUGUGGUGGACAGUCUUGGUCAGAAGAUCGAUGUCUUCGAUAUCGAGGGCGUCUACCAGGCCAUCGUGAUCUCCUCCAAUCUGACCAGUCCCGUGGAUAUCGCCCUGGAUCCGACUCUGGGUCUCAUGUUCAUCACUGAUGGGAAUCGUAUCAUUCGCGCCCACAUGGAUGGUACGCAAAUGAAGACUCUCGUCACGGAAGCCGUCUACAAAGCAUCGGGCGUGGCCGUGGAUUUGGCCACUCAACGCCUGUAUUGGUCGGACAUCUUGUUGGACUACAUCGAGACCACGGACUAUGACGGUAAUGACCGACACAACAUCGUUCGAGGGCCCGCCAAUGUACCCGCUCCCACGCGGAUCACCCUCUUCCAACGGACCGUGUUCUGGUCGGACGGCACCAAGCAAGGGAUCUUCUCCGUGGACAAGUUCAAAGGCAAAGAUUCCAUCGAGUCCAUCUACCGUCGACAGGACAGUGGUCAUCAGCCUUUGGGCAUCAAGGCCAUGCAUAGCCUCCUGCAGCCCAAGGAAUCCAAUCCCUGCAAUGGGAACAAUUGUGAGCACAUGUGUAUCGUCACGGCUGCCUCCUCCGACAAUGACGGUCUAGGCUAUCGAUGUGCUUGUAAAACCGGCUAUCAGCUCCAGACCAACCGGAAAGGCUGCGAAUUGAUCGACAAGUUCCUCAUGUACUCGCAACAGAAGUUCAUCAAGGGCAAGAUCUUGAACCCGAUCGUGUCAAGUUUCACGGAUGCCAUGCGGCCAAUUGUCUCGCGCUCGGCCCGCUUCGUGGGCCUGGAUUUUGACGCUUACGAGGACUACAUCUAUUACUCAGAUGUGAUUUUGGAUGUGAUCUACAAGGUCAAGAAGGACGGCACAGGGCGUGAGAACGUCUUGGCCUCUCAAAAUGAAGGCGUGGAGGGUUUGGCCAUUGAUUGGGCCUCCCACAAUCUCUAUUACAUCGACAGUCGGAAAGGCACCCUCAAUGUGCUGAGCACUAAGAAUACCACGUAUCGACGCACUUUACUGAAGGACCUGAAACGUCCCCGAGCCAUUGUGGUUCACCCCAAUCGAGGCUACAUCUUCUACUCGGAAUGGGAUCGCCCCGCCAACAUCAGUCGUGCCAAUUGCGACGGAACCGACGUUCAAGUGUUCCGAAAUGUGUUGCUCGGAUGGCCCAAUGGUUUGUCCAUGGACUACAAAGAGGAUCGACUGUAUUGGUGCGACGCUUUGUUGGAUCACAUUCAACACGCCAAUCUCGAUGGAGGAGACGUGAAGACCAUUAGCUCAAGCAAGAUCCGACAUCCAUUCUCACUGGUUGUGUUCGGGGACAGCAUCUUCGUCACGGAUUGGCGAUUAGACGCCAUCAUCGAAUUGAACAAGAUCGACGGAAAAGAUGAAAAGAUCGUGGAGAAAGUCGAGGAGAGCAAUCGACUUUACGGCAUCAAGAUCUAUAGCAAACAAGCCCAACAUGUGAAGGACAACCAUCCCUGUCACAACAACAACGGUGGUUGCGAGAAGUUGUGCUUCCCGAUCCCGGAUAACACCACGAGUAUCGGCAUCAAGGCCGUUUGUGGAUGUCCCUAUGGCGAAAAAUUGCAAACGGAUGGAAAAUCCUGUGGAUCAGAUCCAAGUGCCGAACCUCCCGUUCAAGCUUGCCCGAAUUCGUGGGAUUUCACUUGCGAUAACCAGAGAUGUAUCCCCAAGACUUGGGUUUGUGAUGGCGACGAUGAUUGCUUGGACAACUCGGAAGAGAACCAGAAUUGCACGGAACCCACUUGUGGACCCAAUGAUAUCCGAUGCAAGUCUGGGAAGUGCAUACCGAAAUCUUUCCGAUGUGAUUCAGACAAUGAUUGCGGGGAUUUCUCAGAUGAGACGGGUUGCAAAAAUGUGACUUGCGAAUCGACUCAAUUUGCUUGUGGAAAUGGUCGCUGCAUCCCAAUGACGUGGAAAUGUGAUGGAGAGAACGAUUGCGGUGAUAGCUCUGAUGAGGGCGACUUUUGCGCUGAGAAAACGUGCGCCUACUUCCAAUUCACUUGCGAAGGAUCCGGACAUUGCAUCCCGCAAUCUUGGGUUUGCGAUGGAGAUAACGAUUGCUUCGAUCAAGCUGAUGAGCAGAAUUGUCCACCUAUCACGUGUUCAGCCUCCCAAUUCAAGUGCAACAAUCAAGAGCAAUGCAUACACGAAUCGUACAAAUGCGACGGAAUCCCGGAUUGUUCGGACAGCUCGGAUGAGUUAGGGUGUCCCUCAGUGGGACCGAAUCAAUGUACCGAUCAACAAUUCCGGUGCGAAAUCUCCGGGAUCUGCAUUCCACAAGCUUGGUAUUGUGACGGAACCGGCGAUUGCGAGGACAAAUCCGAUGAGCCCGACUCUUGUGGAAUCAUCGAUUGUCAACAGAACUACUUCAAGUGUGACAACUCGAAGUGCAUCUACAAGAGUUUUGUCUGCGAUGGCGAAGACGAUUGUGGUGACAACUCGGACGAGUCCAUGGACCACGCAUGUGGCGCCCCCAAGACCGUGUGCUCUCCCGGAGAAUGGCAAUGUCCGGGGGUGACUGACCAAUGCGUGCCCAUUGAAAAACUUUGCGACGACCACCUCGAUUGUCCUAAUGGGUCGGAUGAAGGACCGGGAUGUGACAACACAGAUUGUAACAACAAUAAGGCAGGAUGUUCCAAUGGUUGCGUUCAAACGCCCAUUGGUCCUCUUUGCACCUGUCCUCCUGGCGAGGUUCUGAACGCCACCGACACGCGAGUCUGUCAAGAUUUGGACGAGUGUGCCGUGCCCAAAUUGUGCUCGCAAGCAUGUACCAAUAACAAAGGCAGCUAUUAUUGCUCCUGCGCCGAUGGUUACGUUUUGGAGAACAAACACAAUUGCAAAGUGGAGAACCGCUCCGAUGCUUACUUGGUUAUCUCCAAUCGACGCUCGAUGUUGACGGCCGAUUUGGCUCAGAAGUCUUUGGAGCGUAUUCCUGUCACCGUGAAGAAUGUGGUGGCCACGACCUCGGACAUGAAAUCGAACACCAUCUAUUGGUCGGACAUGGAAACCAAGAAGAUCAUGCGAUUGACCAAAGGACAAUCCGCCGAGGAGUUCAUCUCGAGUGGACUUUCCUUGGUCGAAGGCCUGGCCUUUGAUUGGGUGACCGAGAAUCUGUAUUGGCUGGACUCGAAGUUGAACACCAUCGAAGUUACGUCGCAAGACACGAAACAUAGGAUGAUCUUGAUCAAUCAGAAUAUCACUCAGCCUCGGGGCCUGAGUUUGGAUCCGGCUGAAGAUGCCCGUUGGUUGUUCUGGACCGAUUGGGGCGAGUAUCCCCGAAUCGAGCGAGCGGGUAUGGAUGGCUCUCAACGAAGCACGAUCAUUUCCACCAAGAUCUAUUGGCCCAAUGGCCUCGCUUUGGAUAUUCCCAAUAAGCGGGUUUACUUUGCCGAUUCCAAGUUGGAUUUCAUCGACUUCUGCAACUAUGACGGCAGUGGACGACAACAGGUGAUUGCUAACAAUCAUUACUUACUCCACCCGCACUCCUUGGCCGUGUUCGAAGAUCAAAUCUAUUGGACCGACCGUCAAUUGAACAGGGUGAUGCAAGCCCGCAAAUUCUUGGGCUCCAACGAAAGUGUGGUCUCCCAUCUCGUUUCUCAGCCUCUUUCCGUUCACAUUCACCAUCCUGUGCUUCAACCUCAUCUGGAAAACCCUUGUGCCAAAGCCAAAUGCGAGCAGCUCUGUCUUUUGGCUCCACAAUCCUCCAGUCCCGUCAAAUUCUCGUGCAAAUGACGGCCCGGAUUCCGAAUGGGCGAUGAUGGGUCUUGCAUCAAAAAAGACGACCCCUUCCUGCUCGUGAUCAAAGAGGACCAGAUCAUCGACGUCUCCAUCAUGCACGAUGACAAGAGCCGUGGACACUUCACGCCCGUGGUGGAUGUCCAGUUAGGUGUGGCCGUGGACUACGACAUUGAUCAACAAGAGAUUUACUGGACAGAGAUCGAGGACCCGAAACAAACCAACGGCUCCCUGUUCCGCACUCCCUUGGGUGGUGGAGAGAAGGUCAAUUUCUUUGACGAAGUCGACACCGGGAUUGUGGGAUCGCCCUAUUGCAUUGCCUUCGAUUGGAUUGGUCGCAACAUGUACAUUGGAAACAUUGAAGCCUCCGAGAUCAGUCUGGUCCGCGUGGAUGGCAAGUUGCGCUAUCGAAUGCUCAUUCUCGACAACAGUCAUGAGGAGAAAGGCGUGGCAGAGCCUCUGACCAUCGUGGUCCAUCCCAUUAGUGGACGUUUGUUCUGGCUGGAUCGGGGAGGUGUGGGCGUUCCAGCCAAAAUCGGAGGCGCCAACAUGGAUGGCUCCGUCCCCAAGGUUCUGGUUCAAGACAUCUUCGAUCCCGAGACCCUGACCAUUGAUCUGCAGAAGGAGAUCCUGUACUUUUCAAGCAGUAAGAACCCCUCUAUUGAGUCGGUCAAUUUGGACGGUACGAAUCGACAAGUGAUUGUGAGCAGCUCCAAGAACCACCCAAUCGCCAAGGCCACCGGAUUGGCCGUCAUGGAUCGACGUCUUUACUAUCUAGAUCCUCUCUACGAGAAGGUGGUCCAAGUGGAUGUGAGCGAUGGAUCAAACGAACAAGUCCUUAUGGACAACGAGAAUGGUUUGAGGACCCUGAACAUUUUCCGCAAACGACAGAGGAGUGCCAAUCACCCAUGCUUGUCCAAUCGUGGUGGCUGUUCCCACAUUUGCAUCCCAUUUGGAAGGAACCAAAGAAAGUGCGGUUGUACCAUUGGUUACACCCAAAGUGAUACGGAGACCGAGUGCCAACCUCACGAGUCAUUUGCCGUGGUGUCUCAAUUGCAAAAGGCCCGCGGCUUUGAUCUCGACGAUAAAUCCGAGGCGAUGGUACCCAUUGCGGGCAAAGGCCACAACAUCCUCCACAUGGACUUCCUGUUCGAUGACGGUAACAAGAAGAACUGGAUCUACUGGGUCGACUUUGAAGCGGACGGUCAUAAUGGUGUGUACAGAAUCCGACCGGAUGGAUCCGAGAUGACACAAGUGAUCAAGGAUGGUAUCGGCAAAUCUGGCAUUCGAGGCAUUGCCGUGGAUUGGAUCGCCAAGAACCUUUACUUCUCCAACGUGUUCCCUCACGAGACCUACAUCGAAGUCUCAUGGUUAGAUGGCACCAACCGCAAAGUCAUCUACAAAUCGACCACCGACAACCCUCGCGAGUUGGCUGUCAAUCCGGUCAAGGGCUAUCUCUACUGGAUCGACUACGGCCAAUUCCCCAUGAUUGCCCGAUCGUGGCUGGAUGGAUCCAAUCGGAAACCCAUCGUUACGUCGGGGAUCAGCAACCCACGGGACCUCACCAUUGACAUUGCCACUCAUGACGUCUAUUGGGUGGAUUCGAUGAAGGAUGCCAUUUUCAAGGUAGCUUAUAAGGGUGGCAAUCGACAAGUGAUCCGUCGAAAUCUACCCAGUCCCAAGGGCCUCUCCAUACUGAAGGGAGACCUAUACUGGGUGGAUCGCAAUCUCCAGAACAUUUACAAGUCUUCCAAACUGCCUGGUCAAGUGGCGGCCCCGAUCAUUGUCAAAUCCGGCCUCGAGAACCUCCGUGAUAUCACCAUGAUGGAUGUGAACAACCAGCCGAUCGACUCGAGCAAUCCUUGCUCACGCUUGGGGAAUGGUAAUUGCGAGCAAUUGUGCUUCACCUUCCCUCAAGAUUCGGACAAAGCCGGCAACCGUCAAUGUGCUUGUGCUACUGGCACUCUAGUGAAUUCCAGGAAGUGCGCCACUUCCCCUGAAUAUUUGGUUUUUGCCACCCGGACCGAGAUUCUAAGUGAGCACAUUGAUCCGGACGGCAUUGACAGCAAUGUGGACUCGGCUAAACCCUUCGAGCCCGUGGUCAACCUCACCAACGUGGUGGGGGUGGACUUUGCUUACACUAAAGGACGAUUGUUCUUCACCCAGAUCCAACCCAAGCCCAAGAUCGCUUGGAUGGACAGCAAGGACCCCCGAGAAGUCCAUGACAUCUUGACUUCAGGAAUCAAUCCCGAAGGCAUUGCCUACGAUUGGGUUCAUGACAAGAUCUACUGGACCGAUUCUCGUAAUAACUCAAUCUACUCCAUGAAUGCGGACGGGACUCAGAUCGUGGACAUGGCCUACGUGAGUCGCCCAAGAGCCAUUGUGGUCCACCCGUGCCAAGGGCUCAUGUUCUACACGGAUUGGGGCCGCUUUGGCGAAUCCGGGAAGAUCUACAAAUCCACCAUGGCUGGCACGUUAAAGGAAGCCCUGGUCUCGACCAACCUCACCCAACCGAGCGGUCUCGCCUUGGACUACGAUGAGGACAUGCUCUAUUUCACAGAUGCGGUCCGAGAAGUCAUUGAAAGGGUCAGCUUUGACGGUCAACGCCGCGAGGUCUUGGUUACCGCCACAAUCUAUCCAUUUGCCAUAACGGUGGGCAAGAACUUCAUCUAUUGGACCGACCUUCAACUCCGGGGCGUCUAUCGAGCGGAGAAGCACACAGGUGCCAACAUGAAGGAGAUCGUCAAACGCUUGGACAACUCGCCCCGCGACAUCCAUAUCUAUGCUCCGGACCAACAGAAGUGCAAUAUCGAAGUGUGCAAGGUCAAUAACGGCGGUUGUGCCGAUUCUUGCCAUCCCGGACCCAACAACAAGGCCAUCUGCAAAUGCCUCGACGGAAUGACUUCGGUGAAUGAGGGCAAGAUGUGUAUUGCUGGGAACGUGAGCUCCUGCGAUGGUGACAAGUUCACCUGCGGCAACGGCAAGUGCAUCUCCCGCCUCUGGGCUUGCGACGGCGAUGAUGAUUGCGGCGAUAACUCGGACGAGGAUCCCAACUAUUGCUCGUUGCACACGUGCAAGCCCUCCGAGUUCCGCUGUGCCAACGGCCGAUGCAUCUUCAGUACGUGGAAAUGUGAUCACGAAAACGAUUGCGGUGAUAAAACCGACGAAGAAGGCUGCUCCUAUCCCCCGUGUGAUGAGGGCGAGUUCACGUGUGACAACUCCAGAUGCAUCCCCAACUCGCAAGUGUGCAAUGGGGUCAACGACUGCAAGGACAACGGGACCUCGGAUGAGGCCAUUGAGAUGUGCCAAAACAAGAACGUGACCUGUCCAGCCAAUCAUUUGUCCUGCAAAACCACAACCAUUUGCGUGGAGCCCUAUUGGUUGUGCGAUGGGGAUAACGAUUGUGGCGACAACAGCGAUGAGGACCCACUCCAUUGCGGAUCGCGCACAUGCCCGCCCAAUUCAUUCCGUUGUCCCGAUCACCGAUGCAUUCCAGCCACGUGGUACUGUGAUGGCGAUGCCGAUUGCGAAGGCGGGGCCGACGAACCCGAAGGUCAAUGCAAGGACGAGGGCCGAACCUGCUUCGGAGACUUGUUCACGUGCGACAAUGGCAAUUGCAUACCCAGGAUCUAUGUGUGUGAUGGGGACAACGAUUGCUUGGACAACUCGGACGAAUCCGCGGCCAGGCAAUGUAAUAAGCGCGUGUGCGAUACCGAGAAGGAAUUCGAGUGUCGGAAGAACAAGGAUUGGGGUCGAGCCAUGUGUAUUCCCAAGAAAUGGGUCUGCGACGGAGACCCGGAUUGCGUGGACGGAGCCGAUGAGAAAUCCACCAAUUGCACUAGUCAAUUUGAUGAUUGCUCCGAUGAUCAAUUCCAGUGUGCCAAUGGUCGAUGCAUCAACAAGUUCUGGCGUUGCGACCAUGAGAAUGAUUGUGGCGAUGGCUCAGAUGAGAGCAAGGAUUGUAAAGAUCAUUAUCGAACCUGCUCAGAGGCCGAAUUUACGUGCAGCAACGCCAAAUGCAUCUCGAAGAACUACCAUUGCGAUGGAGAGGACGAUUGUGGGGAUUACUCGGAUGAAGUCGAUUGUGAUAAGUCGAAUAGCACUUGCGGUGAGAACGAAUUCCAAUGCAAACUGGACAAGACGUGCAUCAGUCUUGAUGUGGUUUGCAAUAAGGUGUCGGAUUGUAGCGAUGACUCGGAUGAGCCCCUCACUUGUGGCUUUAACGAAUGCGCCAAAGUGGAGGACAAUCAAUGUGGGCACAAGUGUGUGGACACCAAGACCUUGUUUCGAUGUGAAUGUAAUCCCGGCUAUAAACUGAUGGCCGAUCAGAAGGCUUGCGAAGACAUCGACGAAUGUUCCGAACAACCCGGAGUGUGUUCCCAAGUCUGUUUCAAUACCGAGGGUUCUUACAGUUGUAAAUGUCGUAAGGGCUACAUUCGAGAACCCGAUGGUCGCACAUGCAAACGAGUCGACACCUCGGUUGAACCUUGGCUCAUCUUCACCAACAAAUACUAAAUCCGAAACAUGUCCAUUGAUGCCACCCAAAUGAACGUGGUUCACCAGAACCUGAAGAAUGUUGUCUCCAUGGAUUUCCACUACAAGAACAACGAGAUAUAUUUUGCGGAUGUGAGCGCCAAGACCAUCUACAAAUCCAAAAUUGAUAGUGAGGAACGCACUGCCGUGAUCGCCAACGACGCCCAUAGUUUUGAAGGCAUUGCCAUCGAUUGGGUCAAUGAUAAAUUGUACUGGUUCGACAAGAACACCCAACACUUGUCAGUCUCGGAUUUGAAUGGCAAGAAUCGGAAAGUGAUCUUCACCGAUGUGGAGGAUCCCCGUGCCUUGGUGGUCCAUCCUGGCAACGGCUACAUCUUCUUCACCUCUUGGCAUUUGCACGCCUACCUCGGCCGCAUUGGAAUGAAUGGUGAUCCAUCUACAUUCAAGCGAUUGCUCUCCACCGUCAAUAAAGAUGAGAUCUCUUGGCCCAAUGGGCUGACCAUUGAUUUUAUGACCGACCGAUUGUGGUGGGGAGACGCCCAUUUAGAUCAUAUUGCCUUUUGCGACUUUGAAGGCAAGAACAAGAAGAUCGUCUUGAGAGGGGCUCAAGCUCCUCAUGUGUUCUCGCUCUCCGUCUUGGACGACACGUUGUUUUGGGCUGAUUGGAACCUAAAGGCCAUCCUGAAAGCCGAUAAAUAUACAGGUAAAGGCUUGACGACGCUUCGCAAUACGACCCAUCGUCCUUAUGAAGUUCACGUGUUCCAUCCGAGCAAACAACAGGACUACGACAACCCAUGCCAAUACAACAAUGGUGGAUGCUCCCAUUUGUGUCUGAUUGCACCAAAUAACUUCGAGGGUGUCUCAUAUUCGUGUGCCUGUCCCGAUCAUUUCGUCCUCGAGGCUGAUAACGUCACGUGUGCGGCAAAUUGUACAUCCUGGCAACACCGAUGUGGACCCGAAGGCCAAGAUGACAGAUGUGUGCCUCAUUAUUGGAAAUGCGAUGGCAAGAUUGAUUGUGAUGACGCCAGUGACGAGCCUUCAUCGUGUCCUGAGCGCAAAUGCUCCGAGGGUCAGUUCCAAUGUAAGAACGACAAGUGUGCCCUAUCCACCAUGAUAUGUGAUGGCGUGGACGAUUGUGGGGAUAAUUCCGAUGAGACUCAAUGUGACCUCAACUGUCCCGAGCACAUGUUCAAAUGCAAAGACACCGGUAAAUGCGUCUUGGGAGCCUGGAAAUGCGAUGGCGACAAAGACUGCGGUGAUGGCUCCGACGAGGAUGAUGCCAUCUGUCACAAUCGAGAGUGCACCGACCAAGAGUUCAAAUGCGGCAACGGCAAGUGCAUCCCUGCACUUUGGAAGUGCGACUUUGACAAUGAUUGUGGCGACGACACGGACGAACCCGCCCAUAUUUGCCGCAAUCAGAACUGCACCGUGGGGUGGCGACGAUGCCCGGGGCACGCCAAUUAUCGAUGCAUUCCUGAAUGGCUCUUCUGCGAUGGCAAGGAUGAUUGUCGGGAUGGCUCCGACGAGUUGACGGAGAAUUGCCCUGCCUGUGAGGAGAAGGGCAAUUUCCUUUGCAAAAACCGCCGAUGCGUGGCUCAGCGAUGGUUGUGCGACUUCGAAAACGAUUGCGGCGACAACUCCGAUGAAUCCGCAGAGAUGUGUGACGGACGGUAUCGACAGUGUUCGGAGUCCGAAUUCCAAUGUGACAACGACAAAUGUAUCCCGGCCAGAUGGCGCUGCGAUCACGAUGACGAUUGCGGGGAUGGAUCCGAUGAGAGUGAAUGUGCUAAUUUCGAGUGUCCCGCCGACAAGUUCCAAUGCGAUAGCGGUCAUUGCAUCAAAAAGGGACUCAAAUGCGACGGAGAGCGCGAUUGUAACGAUCUCUCCGAUGAGCAAGACUGUCCGCCACGAUUCGACGACGGGAAAUACUGUCCUGAGGACAAGUUCGAAUGUCUGAACCACUUGUGUGUGCGCAAAGACGACCUCUGCGACGGCAUGGAUGACUGUGGCGAUGGUUCAGAUGAACAGGAAGACAUUUGCAAGAACCACUCGUGCGAUCCGGCGUUCAAGUUCCAGUGCGCCAACUAUAAAUGCAUCCCGCGAUUCCAUGUGUGUAACGAAGUCGACAAUUGCGGAGAUGGCUCGGACGAAAACAAUAUGACCUUGUGUGCCAAUCGACCCCGCCCAUGUCCCAACAUCUUCUCGGACUUCAAGUGUCACAACCAGAAAUGUGUGAAACGCGACCAGAUUUGCGAUCUCCACGACGAUUGCGGCGAUCGAAGCGAUGAGCGUGGUUGCCAUGAGGAAGGCUCGUGCUCCGAAGAUAUCGAUGGACAACGGGGUGGAUGUCAACAUCGCUGUAACAAUCUACCCGACGGCGGAUACCUGUGCCUUUGUGACCGAGGAUGGGUGGUGAACCCCGAGGAUCCCAAGAAAUGCCUGGAUGUGGACGAGUGUUCCACCUUCACCCACAAUUGCUCGCACUUGUGCUCGAACCUGAAUGGCACCUACGCCUGCUCUUGUCGGGAAGGCUUCGAGCUCACCGAUCAAUUCAGCGGCGUGUGUCGGGCCAAAGAGCACGAACCCAAGCUGUUGUAUUCCACGGGUCCGGAAGUCCUCAUGGAAGGUCUUCACAUGAAGCGUUCCAUGGAUGUCAUCAAGGAAGAGGCCAGGAUCGAGUCCAUGGACUAUGAUCCGCUCACCAUGAUGUUAUUCUGGGUGGAUUCGGAAGAACAAACCCUUAAGCGGUCCUUCAUUCCGGGCACGGACGAACAGCCCGAGGUGAAGAUCGGAUUCGGCCAAGAUCUGCUCACCUCCGAGAGCACUCAGCCUAAAUCUGUGGCUUAUGAUUGGAUCGGGCGUAACAUCUAUUGGCUGGAAGUCGAUCCAGCGGAUGAAUCGGGCAACAUUUACGUGGCCAAGAGUGAUGGCCGUUAUAAACGAGCCCUUCUUUUCUCCACCAUUGAUAAUCCGACCUCAUUGGCUGUGAACCCUAAACUAGGCCUCAUGUUCUGGACGUCCGCCGGAAGGCAGCCCAAGAUCGAGACGGCCUGGAUGGAUGGCAGCAAACGCCGCGCCAUUGUGACAUCCGGUAUCCUUCGACCCGAGGCCAUUACCAUCGACUACUCCAUGGGCGAUAAGAUCUAUUGGGCCGACUCCAAGUUGAACACGAUUGAGAUGAUGGAUCUGGAUGGACAAAACCGACAUGUUGUGCUUCAAGGCGAGCGAACGGUGAAUCGACCCGUGGCCUUGGACGUGUUCGAAAGUGAUUUGUUCUGGGUCAAUCACGGCUCGGGCGAUGUCAUGCGACAAGAUAAGUUUGGCCGGGGUGUGCCUGUGAUCAUCUCCAAGAACUUGGCCAAUCCCAAAGCUGUGAAGUUGCUGCACCCAAACAAAUACAAUGAGAGUAUUAGCAAUCCUUGUCGAGACAGCUACGAUGGUUGUUCCCAUUUGUGCCUCCUCAUCCCAGACGGACGAUCCCGGUGCAAAUGUCCCAACGGACAGAGAUUCUCCAAGGAUCCAACCAUCUGUGACGCAGCCACGGUCAAACCCAAAGCCGAACCUUUGGUUUGUCCUUGCCAGAAUGGUGGGGUAUGCACAGGAUCCGAUAUGGUUUGCCGUUGUGAGGAGCAUUUCACCGGGACGUAUUGUGAAAAUGAGGUGCGACGGGUGCGCACUCACGGCUCUUCCACUCCCGCCGCUGUGAUCGUGCCCAUUUUCCUGAUCAUUAUCAUCAUCCUCACGUCCGUGGCCCUUUACAUGUAUUGGCGAAGGAAGCAGACACUUGAAAAGGCGUUUGGCGGCAACAACGGCACCAUGAGCAAUAGCGUGUCAUUCCGCCAAGGCUCCAAUGUCGAGUUCGAAGGUCCGGGCUUUGCCCUCUCCUCAAGUGUUAGCCAGCCCAAUGCUUCCUCGGGUGAUUUAACGGAAGGUUCCACUACGUCUCCCGAACUCCAAGCGGCCGCCCCCGCCCCCAAAAGAGACUUCUCCAACCCUAUGUACGACGCCAUGGGCGAUCUAGAGUCUCAAGCCGAGGUGGCGGCCUCCACCAAUAAUGGCACCCUUAAUCUAGCUGGCGCCACCACCGACUCGUCCAGUAGUGACCCGUACUCAAUGGAACCCCCUUCGGCCGUCAUUGUGACGUCGUCCAGUGCGGCUAAGAGCAACUCGCCCUCUUCUCAAAUCCGACACAAAGAGCUCGACCCGUCCUCAGUGGACACGGGCAAAGACACACAACGCCUGGUUUUGGACGAGGAAGACGAAGACACUGAUUCCGAGUGCUAAUAGGACUGAAUUUAUGAAUUUCAACUGACUUAGAUAUCGGCAAGUGUUUCCCAAACAAAGGGAAACGACCCGCAUCACCAUUCUUUGCCCCUGGACUUAAGACAUCUACUACUAUUUACGACAGAUUGUGAUAAGAGAAUUGGCGGCCAAUUCCUAGUGUUAUGACAUGUUCUAAAUCAUAUAUAUAUAUAUAAACAUUUGAUUGACAAAGAUAGAGAAGGAAAAGUCGAUCUGAUCCCAUUCAAGACUUGUUCCAACCAGAAAAGUGCCUUAUAUUGAAUUACCCCCUCCAUUUUUUGAGGACGGAGAAACCGCCAUCGAUCUUCCAUUUUGCAGCCGAGGCAAGUGGAGGGGUAGCAUUGUGAACAUUACGACGAGAUUCGUCAUGAUUGAUCGACUGGUUAAUUAAUUAAUUAUCACUCUGAUCAUUCCGUCGUAUUAUCCUGUACACCGCUUUGAAUUUCAGCCACAUUCCGAAUCUUAUGAACCUGAGACAUGUUGAGACUAUUAUUUUACGUAUAUCUUAAAUAAAUAAUGAAAUAUUGACUCUCAA